Brassica napus (rape) is the source of this 2375-nucleotide messenger RNA. Its product is annotated as probable ADP-ribosylation factor GTPase-activating protein AGD14. NCBI's taxonomy places the organism in Eukaryota, Viridiplantae, Streptophyta, Magnoliopsida, Brassicales, Brassicaceae. The record is from RefSeq and is a predicted model, not a curated record. Bases 364 to 2160 code for a protein of 598 amino acids. The transcript has 14 exons. Gene Ontology annotation, molecular function: GTPase activator activity.
AACAAACAUUACUUGCGUUUUAAGGCGGAUCUACCCUAAUGGUUUAAGAGUUAUAUAAGCUCGUUUUGGUUAUCUACAUGAAAUGAGAGAGAGAGAGAGAGAGACUUCAACGGCGGGAAAGCUUUAAGACAGCAGUUUUUCAGGAGAAUGUCUCCUUUCUUUUGCUGGCUCCUUCUCUAUUUUUGCCAUCUCUGUAACCUGAGAGAGACAGAGAUCAUCUUCUUGUCACCUCCAUUCUUUUUUCCCUGGCUGUUUCAUCUUUAUUUCUUCUGUGAUUUGGUAAUGAUGGCAUUGCUCUUUGAUAGGAUUUCUCAUUUGAGAUAAUUGAUUUUCUUGAUAAGAGUGGGAAGUUUUUUGCCAACAAUGGGGAGCAAGAUGAAGGAAGACGAGCGAACUGAAAAGGCUAUCAGGAGUUUGCUGAAGCUUCCCGAGAACCGAAGAUGCAUCAACUGCAACAGUCUGGGUCCACAAUAUGUCUGCUCAACGUUCUGGACUUUUGUCUGCAUCAACUGCAGCGGAAUCCAUCGAGAGUUUACUCAUCGAGUGAAAUCUAUAUCAAUGGCCAAGUUCACAGCAGAAGAAGUUAGUGCACUUCGUGUAGGAGGAAACGAGCGAGCCAGACAAAUUUACUUUAAAGAAUGGGAUACUCAGCGUGAUGCUUACCCUGAUGCCAGUAAUAUCUUCAAGCUCAGGGACUUUAUCAGAAGUGUCUAUGUGGAUAAAAGAUACAGUACUGAGAGCAAUGACAAGAUCUCACAGCAAAAACCGGCUGUGACUGAGGAUUACAAGGAAAGCAAGAAGGCCAGUGCAAACUUCUUGGGAUCUAGAAGCUUUCACUCUGUUGAUAAACCUGAAAUAAAGAGUGGAAACAGAUCUCUUAAGUAUUAUUUUGAAGACAAGGAACCUAAACAACAACAACAACAACUUGUUACACAUAACCCAAAGUCUAGAGCCUUACCAAAGAGUCCUAUCCGCUUUGAGAUUGUUGACGAUAGGUACAGAGACGAUGGAAGUGUUAAGAGAUACGAUGCACGUAGAGAGACCAGAGGAAGCUCCAAAUCACUAGACCUCUCUAACAACAAGGAAACUUCCGGUUUGCCCAUUGUACGCCAUGCAAGUGAACUCAUAGGAGAGAAUCAUCCUCGUUUGCGCGUAGAAAAGAUUGUCAAAGUUGAGAAAAAGAAGGAUCCAGUGAACAAUCAGUUGGCUGCAUCAUCUAGUAAAAUGGAGAGUCCUGGAAGUUUAAUUGAUGAUGUACCUUCUCAAAAGGCCAUUGAGGGUCCAGCUCCUAACUCUUUGGAAGCUUUGUUGUUUGGAUACUCUGAUCCUUCUGAGGACAAUCAGCCUUCAGCUAACCUUGAGACCCAGGAGGUGCCAAGAACACAGGACAGUGUUACCUCUGUUGUCACAGCACCUACAAUCUCGCACGCCGGUUCUUUAGAGCUAGCUCUUCUACCUGAUGCUGCUGAUAACUUAAAUACAAAAGAUAUGGUUACAACAAGUGCAGCAGAAAAUAACCAGGUGGAGUCAUCUACACUACCUAAGGAACCAUCAGAUACCUCUAUGGAACAAUCAACACUAGCUAUCACAAAUUAUGCUUAUGGAGAUCAUCAAGAAGAGACAAAAUCUAGUGUAAGAAGUGCACUUCCUGAGGACCUUUUCUCUGGAGGCUUCUCAUUUGCCUCUCCGCAAGUUCAUGCUCAACAUCAUGGCAUGGGAUAUGGCAUGCAAUAUUAUCAAUAUCCUAUGGCUACUGGAGCCUUUCCAUACACGGCAAAACCAUCAUCAAAUCCCUUUGAUGUCAGUUAUGAUGAUACAUGUCCAAACCAAACACCACAAUAUCCUUCAAUGGAAUACACACAAGGAGGAGGCUUGCCUCUUGUGUCAGUUCCAAGAGGUGCUUCAGAUUCAUCAAGCAUGGCUGCAGAUUCGUUUGGACUAAUGAUGACCUCUCAGUCUCCUUUUUACGCACCAGGUGCAUACGCAGGGCAGCAACCACAUGAAAACAUGCCCCCAUCUUUCAGAAGGCAAGAGAUGAAUAGCAUGGGUAAUGCAGAAGCUACUUACAACGGUGCACACUCAUAUCAUCAAGCAAACUUUAAUGGAUAUCCUUCUGCAAACCCAAAUGCUUAUGUUUCUAGAGGAAAUCCCUUUGACUGAGAAAGCGUAACGUCUGAGUUGAUUGGGAGCAUUUUAAUGGAAACUGAAUGAGAUAUAACCGUUACGAUUUGACUCACAAAAGCUUGAAUGCUACAAUACUCUUUCAAAACUAUCCAUUAAUUGCUUAUUGGUCAAAUGUAUAUUUAAUGUGGGAAAUUUUUACUUGUAAUCGUUCAAAAGAUUAUAUAUAUUAUGGAAUUUAUCGAUAAAACUUG